Molecule: messenger RNA, 825 nt
Organism: Aureobasidium uvarum
Lineage: Eukaryota; Fungi; Ascomycota; Dothideomycetes; Dothideales; Saccotheciaceae
Source: the annotation of a GenBank genome assembly
AUGGUUAGAGCCUCUGUCGGCAAGCCGGCUCCAGACUUUACCGCCACGGCGGUCAUGGAUGGCAAGCUCAAAGAAAUCAGUCUGAGUGCCUACACCGAUGCCAAUCACUGGGUCGCUCUCAUUUCCUUCCCCAAAGCCUGGUCGUUUGUCUGUCCGACCGAGAUUCGGGCAUUCAGCGCACGCCUCGAAGAGUUCCUUUACUCUCGCUCUUGUGCCGUUGUCUUUGCCUCUACCGACACAGAGCUUUGUCUUCGUGCCUGGAACCACACCAAUGAGAUGGAAGGAGGCCUCGGUGGCGUUCAUGUGCCUCUCAUGAGCGACAGCAACCACAAGAUAAGUCGCGAUUAUGGCGUCCUGCUCGAGGAUCAGGGUGUCGCCGAACGUGCUCUCUUCAUCAUCGAUCCCAAGGGAAAUGUCAGAAAUAUCACCAUCAGCGACGCAGAUGUCGGCCGCAGUGUUGAUGAGACUCUGCGUAUCAUCGAUGCUCUCGCUUUCAAGGACGAGUACGGAGAAGGCUGCCCUGUCAAUUGGAAGAAGGGUGAUGCCGGUCUCAAGAUGGCCGAGCAAACCAAGGUUGAAGGCCCUCUCGAUAUGAAGAAAGGGUCAACUUGGUCUGAGUGGGCUCGUCCGAAAUUGCAGCGUGCUUGGAGUGGACAAUCGCAGAGGUCUGUUGGCAGUGGUACAUUCAGAACUCUGGGCCAUUUCAAGUCGGUCUCUGAGACACCGACACCACCUUCGCCACUUGUUUCGCCUACGAGCGCUGUCAGUAUGGAGAGGAACAUGGAAGCUGCUAUGGCCAACCACUUCAUCGGUCUUGCUACUUAG